AUGGCGAACGAGCAGGAUUACAUUGGUAGACAAGGCGCGCUGCGAAUAAGCACACCGCAAAACAUGUCAAAUCUAUCACCACCCAUCAUGACGGCCGAGGAGGACGUUGUAGGCGACCUGGACGAACCCCCUGAACCUCGCGCGCAGCGUCCUGCACCCUUGGCCCUUCAACAUGCCUCAACAACAUCCUUCACCAAAUCGAAACCUCUCUUCGAUCAGAAAGAAUCGCUGCUCACCUCCGCACUCAAGUCGGGCUCAAACACGACCUCGCCCGUCGAGGAACAUUCGGAUACGAGCCCAGCCCGCGGCAUGUCAUGCGUCUCGACAUGGAGCAACAACAGCGGUACAGCCGAUCUCACAAGCGACGGAGGCUUCACGAGCCCUGGUACACGACCUUGCACGCCGAGCCCACCGCUCCCCUCGGCAGCGUUCCACAACAUGCUGCCCACGUUCAACAAGAAACCGUUGGAAUUACCCGUAUCCCUUGUCUCACACGACGAUAAGAACGUCACCCCAGUACCGAAGACGGCGCCUCAGAGCACCGAGCAGAGCAUCGAGGCCGUUCUGGGAAGGAAGAGGUGUAUCAUGUUCGCAUGCGGCCCAAAGGAGGAGAAGAAGAAGAAGCCAGUAGAGGCAUCUGCAAAACCCGCACCCGCACCUGCACCUGCACCUGCACCUGCACCCCAAGCCGAAGAGCCCCCCAAGCGCGUCUGCACCAUCAAGUUUGCAUGCCCAUCCAAGCCAUCCACAGAGGCUUCUGCCAAACCUCGACGCAUGGCCAGCCCCGCACCGCCGCUACGCCGCAUACCUUCGUCCCCCAAACCAGUCACCAAAGUGCAUCGCGACUCUGAUUCCACAGUCCGCAACAACUCUCCAGUCAGUGUCCGGAAAGUACGCCCGGUUGACCGGACUCGCCGCCUGAGUUCCAACUCCGACCUUGCCCGUUGCGAAGCAUACCGGUUCCAUGAGUUUGCUAGCUCGGAAGAGGAGGUCGAAGAAUGGACUCAAGAAAUUACUUGCCACCGAAGCCGACUUACGGUCCAAGACACGCUCAAGAUUGAGAACAACCUGCGUAAGCUAGGCGAGGAGGUCGCAGAAGAAGAGGCCAUCGACGAAGAAGACGAGGACGAAGAUGAGGAUGAGGACAAUGUCGAACUGGAUGACGACGAUGACGACCUGCUUGAAGAGGAUGCAGACGGUAGCGAUGCGUACAGCGAUGCUACUGAUGAGGGCUUUCAGACCGACGAUGAGAAUGGAUUCGCCGUCUCAGACGACGAGGACGAUGCUGGAUCUGACUACGACUGGUGGGCACCUGGAGCAUCAACCGCAGCGACGUCUGUAGAGCAUCUGGAACAUGUUCGGUUGAAAACUCACCGAACUGUAUCCGAGUCAUCGAUUGGAUCUUUGGAGAGCCGUGAAGGUCUUAAGAUCAUGGAUAAGCCCUCCAAGCGCAGAAAGUCGAAGCCGGUCAACAUCCGCGUUCCCAGUCCUGAGCUACCUGACAGUACCGACUUUGUUUGUGGUACACUCGACGAGGACAGGCCUGCCGAAGCUGCGUACAUGUCAACACUAGAACGUCGACGCGCAGCCAAACACAAGCCUACUCCACAGGACAUCGACCCUACAUUCCCAACAUCGGAUCCCGAGCUUCCUGACGAUGAUGAGGAUGAGGUCUCUGAAAAUGAAAAGGUUUCCGAGUCUGACCAUCUUAUGAUUCAUGGUCGUAUGGAUCCCGUCAAUAUUGACGUACGAGGCCGCCGCAAAGACGUUCCGAAGAAGCGUUCUCCACUACCGUCACCAAAGCGCUUGCGGUCACCUCCACCCGCAAAGCGUGCUGUGCACCGCUCUCCACCACCCCGCAAGCUGUUCGGAAACUCUCCUAAGCGGCUACAUUCUCCUCCGCCGCCAAUGCGCCUCAGGUCACCACCGCCUACACGCCGCGGCUCUGUCAAUCCUGUAACCACACGUCAGCGCAGCGACACCUCGAUCCGCUUUGCCGGCAUUGCUGAACGUCCUGCACCCACCGUCUCAGCUUCAGUUCCUCGAACCCCCAUCACUAUGAGGAAUCCAUUUGAUCUCGAGGAUGAUGAGGACGUUGAUGGUUCCGACAUGCCCAUCCGCCGCGCCAUUGACAUCAAAGUCGGGCUCGAAAAGAAGAGGCAACGACGUAAAGAGAAGCUGUACCGAAAGCAACACCGCAAAGGCGCCAAAGAGAAGCGCCCCGCCCCUGGACGUGGUGCAGAGCGCAUGCGCGAGAUGGGAUUAGCGGUACACGCUCAUAAAGGCAAGACAACUGCCUUCCAACCAUUCCAAAUCUACCCUGAGGCGGAUGAGGACAUGCACGUGCUGUCGGCCUAA
Messenger RNA from Alternaria atra, 2358 nucleotides. RefSeq lists its product as uncharacterized. Bases 1 to 2358 code for a protein of 785 amino acids. The record is from RefSeq and is a predicted model, not a curated record. Lineage: Eukaryota; Fungi; Ascomycota; Dothideomycetes; Pleosporales; Pleosporaceae. The transcript has a single exon.